AUUUGCACUUUCAACAAGGGCAAUAUUGUCACUUUUUUUUUUUUGUCCGUGUAUACAAACCGUUUUAGAAACAGCAAAAUAUUCCGCGAAAUAUUCAAUAAUAAUUUAACAAACCCUGUAAUUUUGUUUAUAAUAUAAAAUACGUAGAAUCGAUAACAAAAUUAUGCAUCAAUAAAUAUUGAUAUUAAAUAUUUUAAUACAAAAUAUGAAUUCAGUUAUGCGUUUACGAUCGAAUAAUUUACUAAUGGGUGACGAAUAUACAAGAUUUUUAUUUAAAUUGGCUAGUGAUGUAUGGAACCGAAACAAUGGAAAAGUCAAUGGUGUUGAAGGAAAAACUCCAUUCCUUAUUGGUGUUGCAGGGGGUACUGCAAGUGGAAAGUCAACAGUAUGUAAACGAAUUAUGGAAAAGUUAGGCCAAGUUGAUAUGGACAAUGCAAAACGACAAGUUGUGUGUAUUUCACAAGACAGUUUUUAUCGUGAAUUAACUGCAAUUGAGAAGCAAAAAGCUGAAAAAGGACAGUUUAAUUUUGAUCAUCCCGAUGCAUUCAAUGAUGAAUUAAUUUUAUCCACGUUGGAAGAUAUUCUUGCUGGCAAGAAAUGUGAAAUUCCUGGAUAUGAUUAUCGUUCAAAUUCCGUAUGCCGAGAUCAAGUAACUACAAUUUAUCCGGCUGAUGUUGUUUUAUUUGAAGGAAUUCUAGUCUUUUAUUUUCCUAAAGUUCGUGAUUUAUUUCAUAUGAAAUUAUUUGUUGAUACUGAUUCUGAUACUCGUUUAGCAAGAAGAGUUCCACGAGAUAUUAAUGAACGAGGCCGUGAUUUAGAUCAAGUUUUGAAUCAAUAUAUGAAUUUUGUCAAGCCAGCGUUUGAAGAAUUUUGUUUUCCUACUAAAAAAUUUGCUGAUGUGAUAAUACCUAGAGGUGCUGAUAAUACAGUUGCCAUCGAUUUAAUUGUACAACACAUACGCGAUUUCUUAAAUAAUCGUGUGAAGAUGAAUGGUAUAUCACCACCAACAACACCUAGACAUAAUGUUGCAGCAUUUGAAACACCAAGUCCUGGACGAUCACCACAACAUCAUCAAUUGGCACGACGUGUUAAUUCAGCUGAUGCACAAUUUUCAAGACCUCAUUAAAAGUAGACAAUAACUUUUAAAAUAUAAAAAAAGAUAGUCAAAUGUUUUUAAUACUUCAAAAUAAUAUAUGAACAAAUAGUUUUUAAAACUUAAACAAGUACAAUUUCCUCUUGCAUAAUUCACUCACAAACUAUAUUUUAUAACUAUAUUUACCAUCUUCUGCUUAGUACGUAAAUCAAAGCAAAAAAAGAUUUUAUAAAGCGUUCAAAAUGUGCACCCAUGGCUAAGUAUAGUUUUCAAGUUGUAAAAAUGCUAACUUUCUAUUAAGCUAGCCAAAAAAAUUCCCUAACCAAAGGUCCAUUCUAGUAACCACUAUUACAUAAGCAUCCCAUAAACGUCCAACUUACCAAAUCACAUCGAAUAGUUCGUUCAUCACAGAUCGAACCUAGUCAGGACAACUAUUAGGGCUGCUCAAUAAAUGGUUUUUAAUCCACUCAUUUUAGUCAAAAAAAGACGUCAACCUCGGAAUCUAACGGAAUAAGUUGAAUAUUUGUAUAAACCUUGUGGGGUUUGGGGUACCAUCAUCAAAUUUAUUUAUUGCGUAUGCUUAGAGAGAGAAAUUGUAUAAAAAAUAGAACAUUAAUUUAAAACCCAGCUCUGAAUGUUCUUGUCAUUUAUAAACUUUAAAUUCAAUGCACAUAUUUUUUAAUUUAAAAAUGUAAGUAGCCAGUGAAUUAAUUAUGAUCAAAUAAAGUACUCCCACACAAAACUUCUUUAGACAUAUAUAAGGCACUUGUCUUGAGUACAAUAAAAUGAAGCAAUGCCCAAUUUUUCAGGGCCUUCCACAUUAAAAUUGAAAAUGGGUAUAAUAUGCCUAAAUAAUCUUUGUGUCAAAAAUCAGUUCAAUAACGAGUUUAUAGGUCAAAAAUAUUGAUUCAUUGGUUUGCCUUUUUGGCCAUAGUUGUUACGGUGAUUCUAAUAUGUAAGACAAUAACAGAAACACCAAGAAUUUAGAAUUUAUUGUAAAGUUUAAAAUUUGAAAUCGAAAUGGAGAUAUUUAUUAUGCAUAUCUUAAGACUUUUGGGUCCAAUCUCCUACUAUUUGUAAGUACAAAACAUUUUUAUGGAGAUUUAUAAGUAUGAUAUUCAAAAUUAAUACUCCAUAAAAUUUUUUCAAUUCAAAUAAUUUAUUGGAUUUGCCAAAUCGAAUGUUUGGAUGGA
Chrysoperla carnea is the source of this 2286-nucleotide messenger RNA. RefSeq names its product uridine-cytidine kinase (gene Uck). The transcript is spliced from 7 exons. Gene Ontology annotation, cellular component: cytoplasm; cytosol. The coding region runs from base 206 to 1126 and encodes 306 amino acids. Gene Ontology annotation, molecular function: kinase activity; ATP binding. NCBI's taxonomy places the organism in Eukaryota, Metazoa, Arthropoda, Insecta, Neuroptera, Chrysopidae. The record is from RefSeq and is a predicted model, not a curated record.